This is a messenger RNA of Vidua macroura (Pin-tailed whydah), 2435 nucleotides long. It is a transcript of the gene HIF1AN, whose product is annotated as hypoxia inducible factor 1 subunit alpha inhibitor. Gene Ontology annotation, molecular function: ankyrin repeat binding; [protein]-asparagine 3-dioxygenase activity; peptidyl-histidine dioxygenase activity. Gene Ontology annotation, biological process: peptidyl-aspartic acid hydroxylation; negative regulation of Notch signaling pathway. Gene Ontology annotation, cellular component: cytoplasm; nucleus. Lineage: Eukaryota; Metazoa; Chordata; Aves; Passeriformes; Viduidae. The record is from RefSeq and is a predicted model, not a curated record.
AUGUAUGGCAGGAACUGCCCUCCACACGCGGGGAGCCUCCUGCGGAGCAGCCGGAUCGAUGCCGUGCCCGGCGGCGUCAUGCAAAUCGCCUUCUUUGUAUCACAAGUGUUAAUUAAAGCGCUCGUUUCCAGGCGCAGAGCUCCGCUCCCCUGGGCGGAGUGCGGCAGCGGGCGCUGCUGUUUCCGUCGGGGCAAUGGGAAUGGCCGAGGGGCAUUCAGGGGAAGGGGCUGCCGGCGGGGCGGCACGGGGCCCGGCAAGGAGGCUGCAGAGACGAUCCCUUCUGGUUCCUGCAGCGCUCCCAGGGGUGUCCGAGCGCCUCGGAAAGGGCAAGGAGGCUGCAGAGACGAUCCCUUCUGGUUCCUGCAGCGCUCCCAGGGGUGUCCGAGCGCCUCGGAAAGGGAGCCAGGCCAAGGGCAGCGGAGCCCCUGCAGCCUCCGCCCGCGCGGGGGCGCUGCCGCCGCCGCCCCCUCCUCCCUCCCUCUCCAUGGUGCUCUGCCCUCCGCCUUUGCCCUCCGCUUCCGGCGUUGCCAUGGGUGCGCAGCUUCCGCUUCCGGCUUCCUUGGUACGGGUUCUCCGGUGGAGACGGCGAUGGCGGCGGCCUCGUCCUCCUCCUCCUCCUCUUCCUCCUCCUCUUCUUCUUCUUCUUCUUCCUCCUCUUCCUCCUCCUCCUCCUCUUCUUCCUGCUCCUCCUCGGCGGCCGCCGCGGGUUGCCGGGAGGGCCCGGCGGUGGCGGCAGGGCCCGGCUGGAGCGACUCCCAGUUCCGCCGCUACUCCUUCGAGACGCGGCCCAUCCCGCGGCUCAGCCACAGCGACCCCCGCGCCGAGGAGCUCAUCGAGAACGAGGAGCCAGUGGUGCUGACAGAUACAAAUCUGGUUUAUCCUGCCCUGAAAUGGGACCUGGACUACCUCCAGGAAAACAUUGGCAAUGGGGACUUCUCAGUGUAUAGUGCCAGCACACACAAGUUUUUGUACUAUGAUGAGAAAAAAAUGGCCAAUUUUAAGAACUUCAAACCCAAGUCAAGUAGGGAAGAAAUGAAGUUUGCUGAGUUUGUGGACAGACUCAAAGAAAUACAACAAAAAGGGAGUGCUGAGAGGCUAUAUCUACAGCAAACAUUAAAUGACACAGUUGGAAGGAAGAUUGUAGUGGAUUUCCUUGGCUUCAACUGGAACUGGAUUAACAAGCAGCAAGGGAAACGUGGUUGGGGUCAACUGACUUCUAACUUGCUUCUUAUUGGCAUGGAAGGGAAUGUGACACCAGCUCAUUAUGACGAGCAACAGAACUUCUUUGCUCAGAUUAAGGGUUACAAGAGGUGUAUCCUGUUUCCUCCUGAUCAGUUUGAAUGCCUCUACCCUUAUCCUGUGCACCAUCCAUGUGACAGACAGAGCCAGGUGGACUUUGACAAUCCUGACUAUGAGAAGUUUCCAAACUUCCGGAAUGUGGUUGGCUAUGAGACAGUGGUGGGUCCUGGGGACGUGCUGUACAUACCUAUGUACUGGUGGCACCACAUUGAGUCUCUCCUGAAUGGGGGGAUUACCAUCACUGUGAACUUCUGGUACAAGGGUGCCCCAACUCCAAAGAGAAUUGAGUAUCCAUUAAAGGCUCAUCAGAAAGUGGCAAUAAUGAGGAACAUUGAGAAGAUGCUGGGAGAAGCCUUAGGAAAUCCACAAGAGGUGGGUCCCUUGUUGAAUAUGAUGAUUAAGGGCCGGUAUGACUAAUGCCUGGUGCCCCUGGCUGAUGUUGGAGCUGCUUUGUUCACAAGCAAUGGAAGAUACUGAGCGCUAGUAUUGCACGCAGCACUUAACAGACUGAUGGGUUUCCUGGCCUAUCCUGGCCCCACUACAUUAAAGGGGCUACUGGAACUGCAAAACCAUUAGUACCCUACUCAUCCUCCACUCUCAUCUAACUGAACCUCCCAAGAAAGAGUCUGCACUUACUGGAAGCUGGAUUCAUGCUCACUAACUUGUUUAUUUUCUUCCCUCUGCCCUGUUUGCCACAACAAGGAGCAUGGCUUCUGGCACUUGGAUGUGUCACUUCAGGAUUUUCAGGCAUAUGAAGAAGAGCUUGGAGGAUAACCAGGAGCAAUAUUGUUUCCUCAGCCUCAUGGGGUUUGGACCUCUUGGCUGGGUUUGUGUGUUGGUGGUGGCAGUGGAUAUAAGGUGGGAAAUGUUAGGUUUCACAGUCCUCUGUUGUUAGAGGGCGUGUCCCUGCUCAACUCUGGCACCUUUUUGUAUUAAUGGAAAUGAACAUGUAAGAUGGCCUGUGUGUAUUGAGCAACUGGACAAAUGAUUCAGUUACUUCAACCUAAGACAUCUAUGCUUUGGAUGUAGUACAGGGUAGAGAUCAGAAUGAAUUUAUCUUGUGUGUGAGCACCAAAUCCUAUGCUGUCCAAAUAACAUCUGUCUUGUAUGAGUCUAGAUAAAUCUCCUUUCUGACA